Molecule: messenger RNA, 2154 nt
Organism: Helobdella robusta
Lineage: Eukaryota; Metazoa; Annelida; Clitellata; Rhynchobdellida; Glossiphoniidae
Exons: 11
Coding region: 369-1751 (460 amino acids)
Biological process (GO): protein phosphorylation; intracellular signal transduction; regulation of MAPK cascade
Cellular component (GO): cytoplasm
Molecular function (GO): ATP binding; protein serine/threonine kinase activity
Source: RefSeq, a predicted model, not a curated record
UUCCGUGUUUGGAAUUUACAGUGCUUUUGAAAACAAAGCCGAUUUAAGUUCUAUCACAAACAGCCAGGCAUAUUAAUGUUUGAUUUGGACGCUUUGUUAUAUUUAUUUUUAAUUAUCUUUAUUCUGUUUAAGUCUGAGUUCAUUUGAUAUAUUCAACUAAAAAUUUGUCAUUUUAUUUGACUUAUCACUAAAUUUUUUUGAAAAUAUCUGAGGUACGUUUAAAAUAGAGAGCAAAUGUUUUUUUAAAGUUUUUUCUCGAAUUAAUAAAAUGAUUAAUUGAAUACUGAUUUUUUAACUUUUUAGACUUGAAUUCUAGUAAAAAUUCCCUGUUCAUUAAAAGAUCCAUCAAGUUAUACAAAUAAAAAAAUAUGACGAGCUUCAUAAAGAAAAUCAUGAGACCAAAGACGAAGGUAUACGGCAAGCAGGGCUCAGUGAAAGAGAGCCAAGCGAUGAACAUCACAGCUCCCACCGACUUCAAACAAGUUCUUCACAUCACAUUUAAGGAUGGUCAGAUCGUCGGCUUGCCUGAUGUGUGGGGGGAGUGGUUGAGCGCCUCCGACAUCAGUUUGGAAGAGCAGAAAAAAAAUCCCGAAGCAGUGUACACGGCACUAAAAACAUACGAAAGCUCUGUCAAGUACAAGGACCAUCAAAAGUUCAUGUUGCAGAACGACAAUUCGACCAAUCUAUCAGCUUCAGAAGAUUUAGAAUCCAAACGCAAAUCAUCCGACGAUAAUGACCCGAAGAAAACAACUUCAAACGGUAAAUCACCAAACCAGCCUGCCUCAAAAGAAGGAGCUCCCAAGAACAUUCAAUGCCGUCGGAACAACAAAGCCCCCGAUAAGAUGACCGAAGAAGAAGUUAUGCAAGCAUUCAGAGAUUUGGUGAGCAAAGACGAUCCAUUGAAAAAGUACGACAUCAAACAAAAAGUCGGAUCUGGAGCCUCAGGUACAGUUUGUGUGGCAACGGACAGGCAGACGAACCAUGCAGUUGCCAUCAAAAAGAUGGACCUGAGUAACCAGCCUAAGAAGGAGCUCAUCAUUACGGAGAUCGAAGUCAUGAAACAACAUCAACAUGAAAAUAUUGUCAACUUUCUUGAUUGUUACUUGGUCGAGGGCCCAGGAUCUCGAGAACUGUGGGUGGCCAUGGAGUACUUAGAGGGUGGCGCUCUCACCGACGUCGUCAUGGAAACCAUCUUGAAAGAGAACCAGAUAGCGGGAAUAACUAAACGAUGCACGGACGCUCUAGCUUAUCUACACUCCCAAGAGAUCAUUCACAGAGACAUCAAAAGUGACAACGUGCUACUGGGUAUGAACGGUGAAGUGAAGUUGACGGAUUUUGGGUUCUGUGCCCAAAUAACGCAGGACCGCGACAAACGAAACACCAUGGUGGGUACGCCCUACUGGAUGGCUCCUGAGGUGGUUUCCAGGAAGCAGUACGGUUACAAAGUAGAUGUCUGGAGUCUGGGCAUCAUGGUGAUUGAGAUGAUAGAAGGUGAACCACCCUACCUGAACGAAACGCCCAUACGAGCCCUCUACCUCAUCGCAUCCAAUGGCAAGCCGCAGAUCAAAGACAAAUCAAAAUUAUCUCCGGACAUUGUUAACUUUUUAGACAAGUGCUUAGAAGUAGAGGUUGAGAAGCGAGCCACAUGUAAGGAGCUAAUGAGUCAUCCUUUUUUAGGGCUGCCAGUCGACAUGACGUCACUCAGACAGAACAUACUUGCAGCCAAGGAAGCUGCCUCGAAAAGCUUUUAAGCUGUUCCAAUACACUCUACAUUAUUGCUGCCUAUGAUGAUCUUGUUUGAUGAACUUUUGUGUCUUAUUAUUAUUUUAUAUUUUAUAAAAAUAUUUUAUAUUAUAAGAUUGAAUUAUGUUAUUCUUAAAACCUCUACUCUGCUGCUACUGUUAUUACUACUACUACUUCUUCUAUUGCCACUACAACGACUACUACUGCUACUGCUGCUGCUGCUGCUAUAUUUUUAUACACCAUUAAACGAUCUGAGGUUUGUUGUGUCAUAUAGCAUAAUUUUGCGGUCUGAUGACGAAAUAUUUUUGUUACGAUGUAGUUUUAGAAAAUUUUAAAUUCUCUUACCAUGUGGACUUCAACUUUAAAAUAUAUCGAAUAUUAGGAAAUGAAACUUUAUAUAUUGUUUAAUAU